Apis florea (little honeybee) is the source of this 4991-nucleotide messenger RNA. Its product is annotated as C-Maf-inducing protein. NCBI's taxonomy places the organism in Eukaryota, Metazoa, Arthropoda, Insecta, Hymenoptera, Apidae. The record is from RefSeq and is a predicted model, not a curated record.
UAAAACAAAAGAAAUUGAUUUUUUCUUGUACGAGAUAUAUAAAUUCUCUUUAAAACGAAAAAGCAAUGUAUCAUAACCUCAUUAACAACAUUCAUAUUUUAUUUGUGCACAACGUGCAUAUUAUUGUGAAUCGCAUAAAAAUAGAAAUCCAACGAAUGGUAGAAAAAAAAGUCAGGAAAAUUUGUCGGAAAUUAUUUUCGGAAAAACCUUUUGAAUAAUUUUAAACAGUAUCAGUAUAUUUAUCCCAGACACAAGCCAAAUUUACUUUUCUCGGUUACCAUUUAAAAUGAAACUUGAAAUAAAAAUAAAAAGAAAAAAGAAGGAACGAAAUGGAAAUGACAAAACAAGAUGAACGAAAUGAGCAUUGAAAAUAAAAAGAAAAAGGGAGAAAAUGAAGGAGGAAGAGAGAGGGAUGGAAAGAGAAGAGUAAGUAGCAGAAACACGAUAAUUCGAAACGAACUCGCGACUAGUCAUUGAUCGACCGCGAAACGCUGAGCGCCGCGACGCCCUCUCUCCUUUUCUUAACCCCAAGUACGUCCCCACCUGUGCUUGUUCACAAUCGUGUCAGACAUUUAAGCGUCACGUCGGAAACACGCCUCCCUCUUUCUCUCGUUCUCUCCUCUCUUCUUCCUUUGUUUCUCUCUCUUCUUCGCUUUUUUAUUUGUCGUUCAUCGACUCAUUGUCAGCCAGAAGGAGAAUUCGUCGACAAACUUGAGCAAGAAACGUGUUGAUCGCCGCGCGAGUGAUUAGUUUUGUGAUUCGAUUGAACGAGUGGCACAAUCGAAAAUCACGGGAAUAGCUAGAUAGAGAAACAAGUGGUGCAUGUCGUUUCGUGGCAAAAUGUGCUGUGACCAACAAUGCAUGAAGAAAACGUUCGAUCACAGUGUGGUUUAAUUAUUUUUGAAGGUUAUCUUAUAUAUGCGGAUCGGAUAUAAAUCGGUAUGUGCUAAUGCGCGUUGUUGAUUCGAUAUCAUUGUUGUGCAACCCUGUGUAUGUCACUGUGCUCAUUGAAUUGCUUUGUCUGAAUGGGGUGGCGGUGAACGACCGUUUCUAGGUCGGUCGAGAGAUCCACUGGAGCUUAAUUGACGCGGUUCGAGGGAUUCUAGGAGCGAGUCGAGGAAAAUUGGGACAUCGAACGCGGAAUUCGGGACAAAGGUUCCUUUCUUUGAGAUUUAACGUCAAGAACAUCGUUCUUUUUAUUGCCUUGAUUGCAUCGCUUGGUGUCGAUCGUUCCACGUCAAAUGUGAAAACGGCGCGGACCAAAUUGGGUCAUUGGAAGAUACCCCAGAGUGAUCAAGCAAAAUUUUAAACGAAAAUUUUAAAUAGAAAAAAAAAACCAAGUGCAAACGAGAACAAACAUUUGUGCGUGUAUAAUACGUAGGAUCGUUAAUUCGACAUGUUUUGUUUCCAAACGCCGUUCACACGCGCCUCACGUGUGCUCGUAUCUUCCUUGUCUUCUAAUAAAACGAAGACUUCCUCUAUGAGUAUCAUUCUUCCAGUGAAUAAGAAUUCGAGCUCUAAGUGCGAUGGACAAGACUCGGAAGUUGCGAGUGAAGGUUCUGGCUCCUCAAUCGGAUAUAUUGAUCAAGAACCUCUAGUCUCUGACACUAGUAGCACGGACAGUACACUUCCGGAUAUUAAAGCGGAUUACUUGGAUCCGGAGACUUUGUCACCUGGGCCAGAUUCUUUGACGGCACCAACUUCCGUGAUCAUUGUCGAGAAUGGUAUAGACGAAUCGAACGAUCGCAAUAUACUUUUAAAAGAUAACGAACAGAAUCACCACGUGAUUCCUUCCUCUGUGCCGGAAAAGCAAUCGUACAGUAAUAGACGGUGCAAGAAAUUACUUCUCCGUCUUCGUUCCAAUGAUUCCUCAAAUUCAACGAAUAACAAAGAAGACAGUCUGGAUGCGGUUAACGACUCGAUUGAACCCAUUUCACCUGUCUCGAAUAAAGAAUGCGGAGACGAAGAGAAAGAAUAUAAAAGCGGAAAAACGACGCUACUCACGAACUCGUCGCCGUCGGUGCUGAUCGAUUCUGUAGACUCGGAGGAAGACGCGCUAAGAAACUCGAGAGUGACAGCCGUGUCUGAGAACGAUAUAUCCUCGUUGCAAAAUGUGUUCAGCGAAUCAGAGAAGAAUAUAUUCAAUCGAACGGAAACAGAGACGGAGGAAGGAUCCUCGUUGCCGUUGAGCCCCGCUGGCCCAUCUACCGCUGGUUUAUCUUCGUCAACUGUACCUUAUUACAAUUUUCUCUGUGUUAAUGGUGGAGCUAUGCGACAAGAGAUGACCAGCACCAGUUCCCCGCAAUUGUCCUCGGAUAGUAAUCAUAGAUCAAGCGCCGAAUCGACACCGGUUGACGCUUGUAACUCGUUUAACGUGGAAAAGAGUUCUAGAAUAGACACAUUAAAACCGGAGAGUUUGGAAAGCACAUUUUGUUUACCUGCUGCGAGAUCUUGUCCUAAUUUAGAGAGGCAGAGUGCUGGAUGUUCGCCAACUAGUGGAUCCUCUGGUUCUAGUCCUAGCCCAGGUCCUGUUGGGCCUAGGUUUAAACCAAUAGAGGAGGGGGACAUUCAGGUGUGCUUUUUGAAUUAUACGAAUCUGGUGAAAAAAAUAUUAUCGAGUAAAUACCUGAGAAGAUGGGAGACGCAUCAUCUUUAUUUGAACGAUACCUGCAUCUCGUCUAAGACGCGAACGGGAUUUUUUCGACAACCGAUACCGUAUAGCAACAUGUCAGAUAUACGGAAAUAUGCUGUUACAAGAUGGGAUCCUACUUACAAGAACUGCCUUAGCAUAGUUCUGCCAAACAGUUCUCUUCUUCUCCAAGCGAAUAAUGCUUAUACGAGGGACCAAUGGUAUCAUUCGAUACUAUGGAAGAGGAGUAUUUUCAAAUAUCAGCAUCUAGUGUCUCUAAAUACUCGGGAGGAAGUGAUCAUCAAGGAGCUAAAAUCGAUGGUAGAUUUCGCGUUAUGGACAUCGCUUCAAGACGAGAGAGUAUCGGUGGCACCGUUGGAAGCUGUCGCGAAGCAUCUGGAGGAUUCUGUCGUCGAAUCUCCAAUCGAAAAUAAUUCGGAAAAAUCAAGCGAGGAAAUAUCUCAAUAUCAAAACGAUCGUAAACAUUGGGCAGAAGUUAUUCUCUCCGUGGUGUCCCCACUUUUGGACAAAGUAGCGCUUCCGGUUUGUUUGACGAGAGUUCUUGUGAAGCUAGCCCAACAACAUCCACAGUCGUCAUUGGUUACAGCCAUAAGCCCUGCGAUUACAAGAUGUUUGAAGCACACGGUGGAUUUCGGCAAAUCUUUGGACAUGAGGAAACUAUUACAAGUGUUCAUAGCCUCCCUAUACGCGACAGGCGGAGAGCAAGCUAUCAGGGAUUACAUCGCUUCGAUUCACGGAUCUGGUAGCGACUGUCCUCAUCCAAGGAUGCUUCCUAAUUUAGUGUCCGUUUGUGUUGCUGCGAUUUUUCAUAGGUUUGAAGUGGCUAAACGUUCUUUACCAGAAAACGAGAAAUCGUCAAUUCCGCCAUUGGAUUGUUAUUUGUUGGUGCUAAACAUUACAUCAGAAUAUGCCGAUUGGAGGCCAGAAAUGGGUGCUUUGUUGCAACCGGUGCCAUUUCCGGAUGAAGCUUUUGCUUUAAAGGAGGUUCAACAAUCUAUAUUAAUGUGCGUGAUAAACCGUUUGGCAAAAGACGCAAGGUGCGUUGUUCACCGUGUUCUACUUCCAGUCAGGGAAUCUAGGCCUGGAUGGAUUCAUAUCGCCGCGCCAUCUAGUCCAGAUUGUCCUGAUCAAGGAGAAUUGUUCGGUGAAAUGCUAACAACACUGCUGGCAUGCUGUUGUCGAAGAAAGAAGUUUAUCAGCUGGUUGACCAAACAGGUACGCGAUGAUUGUAUAUUAUUGGCGGUAAGAGAUUGCGAAGCUGCCCAAGAAGCUCUUUGCUUGAUGUUAGAGUGGCAUUUGUUGUCGAGUAAAGAAGCUAAAUUGCAAAUAGUCAGUGCGUUGGAAUCGACCACCUCGGGUAAAGAACGUUAUGCUGCUCUUUGCCAAAGACAAAAGAAUUUACAGCAACUGCUGCGAAAAGGAGGUCCUAGACGAUUAACAUUACCAGCCCGUGCAACAGACGCAGACGUCGCUCUUCUUUUGAAUGGAAGAGCUCUUGGUAGCCUGGAAUAUCUCAGUUUGGCUUUUACCUCGGUCACUUCAGCUUGUGCUGAGCAGUUAAUCAAAUUACCAGCUUUAAGGCAUUUAAACUUGUGGGCUACGCAGUUUGGUGAUGCAGGCCUACAAAUGAUCAGUGAACAUCUGCAAAAGUUGCAGGUUCUGAAUCUUUGCGAGACCCCUGUUUCUGAUAAAGGAAUCUCUACCUUGGUUUCGUUAACGAGCUUAAGGAAACUGAAUCUAAACAGCACCAAACUUUCUGUCCAAACGUUCGAAUCCCUGAAGAAAUGUUUACCAGCUUUGCAAGAGUUUGACGUAAGAUAUACGGAUGCUUGGUAACCAGAGCUUUUAUCCUAUAUUGAAUCGAACUAUUCCAAUAAUAACUUCAUUAUCAAAAAGAAAAGACAAAGUUCGUGUUAGAUAAGAGUUAGAUAAACGAAGUAAAGGUUCGAGCGGUAAAACAUACGAUUUCAAACUAUUUCGAAGCAUUUCGUGUGUAAUUGUUUUAUAAGUGAAACAAGAAUGUUAUUUAAAUCUAACAGAUAAUAAUAUACGAUGGUGAAAUCGAAAUGGAUGGAAUCUGUGUGUGUGUGUGUGUGAGAGAGAGAGAGAGAGAGAGAGAGAGAGAGAUUUAUUAAGUGUGGAUAUCGUCUUCUUCGUUUACAUGAAUGAAAGAAUAUUUACAAUGUUGUUAAAAUUGAUUUAAAAUAGAAAAGCACGUGACUAGGACCACAAUAAAAGCCUGAAAGAGUCAGAAGAUUUUAUUCAAAGAAAACGAAUGAGAAAACUUCCAAGAAGUAUCUGCCUAAGAACUAUUAUCUUGAUUAAGAAAAAAAGAGAGGAA